Messenger RNA from Dromaius novaehollandiae (emu), 5595 nucleotides. It is a transcript of the gene EYA3, whose product is annotated as EYA transcriptional coactivator and phosphatase 3. The coding region runs from base 262 to 1986 and encodes 574 amino acids. Gene Ontology annotation, biological process: negative regulation of extrinsic apoptotic signaling pathway in absence of ligand; cell differentiation; multicellular organism development. The record is from RefSeq and is a predicted model, not a curated record. Gene Ontology annotation, cellular component: nucleus. The transcript has 19 exons. NCBI's taxonomy places the organism in Eukaryota, Metazoa, Chordata, Aves, Casuariiformes, Dromaiidae. Gene Ontology annotation, molecular function: protein tyrosine phosphatase activity.
GUCGCGGCGCGGGCUCUGCUUCCGGGUCGCGCCGCCGCUGGCUGGGGGCGAGGAGCUGCUCGGCGCCGCCGCUGCCAUGUCCCCCGCGGGACUCGCUCCCGGGCCCGGCUCCGGAGCCGCCUCUCGGUCGAUGUGGAGGGUCACAGACCGCUGCCUGCAGGGGAGAUAGCCGUUAGCGUGUUUUGCCUGAAGAUUCAGGCUUUGAAGACUGCUGAGGAACACACGCAUUCGAAUCAUUUAAGCAUUAAAAUAGUAAUACCCAUGGAAGAGCCACAAGACUUACCCGAACAACCAGUGAAAAAAGCCAAGAUGCAAGAAUCCAGAGAACAAAGCUUAAGUCAUGUGAGCAACACAGAGGUCAGCGAUCAGAAACCCGAAUCUUCGAGCCUUGGUCCAAACCUUCCCAUGUCAAGUGAAAUUAUGACAUGCACUGAUUAUAUUCCAAGGUCAUCAAAUGAUUAUACCUCACAAAUGUAUUCUGCAAAGCCAUAUGCACAUAUCCUUUCUGUACCUGUGUCGGAAGCAAUGAGCCCUUAUCCCGGUCAGACUCAGUACCAAGCACUACAGCAGUCUCAGCCCUAUGCCAUCUACCCUCAAACCACCCAAACCUACGGACUACCUCCUUUCGGUGCACUGUGGCCAGGUAUGAAACCUGAAAGUGGUUUAAUUCAGACUCCAUCUACAAGUCAGCACAGUGUGCUUACCUGCACUACAGGGUUAACCACAAGCCAACCCAGCCCAGCACAUUAUUCUUAUCCCAUUGAAGCAUCAACUACCAAUACCAGUCCAGUCUCUACAUCCUCAACUGUUGUCAAUAUUUCCACGUCAGCAGUAGCCAGCAUCUCACAGGAGUAUCCUACAUACACAAUCCUUGGCCAAAGUCAGUACCAGCCAUGUUACCCAAGUUCUGGCUUCGGAGUCGUAACACCAGCAGACAGCAACACGGACAGUACUGCAUUAGCAACAACUACGUAUCCAACUGAAAAACCAAAUGCCAUGGUGCCUACGCGGACGGUGCAGAGACAUUCCUCUGGAGAUGCAUCCACAAGUCCCUCGUUGUCAAAAGCAACAGCAAGUAAAGACUUAGAUGAGCAGACAAGAAAAAACAUCCCUGGGAAGAACAGGGGGAAGCGGAAAGCAGACACCUCCUCCUCACAGGACAGUGAAUUGGAGCGAGUGUUUCUGUGGGACUUGGAUGAGACCAUCAUAAUCUUCCAUUCACUUCUCACAGGGUCGUACGCUCAGAAGUAUGGCAAGGAUCCAACUCUAGUGAUUGGCUCAGGUCUGUCCAUGGAGGAGAUGAUUUUUGAAGUAGCUGAUACUCACUUGUUUUUCAAUGACUUGGAGGAGUGUGACCAGGUACACAUAGAUGAUGUGGCAUCUGAUGACAAUGGCCAAGAUUUAAGCAACUACAAUUUCUCCACGGAUGGCUUCAGCGGCUCAGGAAGUAAUGCAAAUCACAGCUCAUCAGUUGGCGUCCAGGGUGGAGUGGACUGGAUGAGAAAACUGGCAUUCCGCUACCGCAGGGUACGCGAGAUCUAUGACAAAUAUAAAAGUAAUGUUGGAGGCCUUCUUAGCCCGCAGAAGAGGGAAGCUCUGCAACGACUAAGGACAGAUAUAGAAGUGCUAACGGAUUCCUGGCUAGAAACUGCAUUAAAGUCCCUGCUACUUAUACAGUCCAGAAAAAACUGUGUGAACAUCCUGAUCACAACCACCCAGCUGGUGCCAGCUCUUGCCAAAGUUCUCCUUUAUGGAUUGGGUGAAGUGUUCCCUAUCGAAAAUAUUUAUAGUGCUACAAAAAUAGGUAAAGAGAGCUGUUUUGAGAGGAUCGUGUCACGAUUUGGAAAGAAGGUCACCUACGUGGUAAUUGGAGAUGGGCGCGAUGAAGAGGUUGCAGCUAAGCAGCACAACAUGCCUUUCUGGAGGAUAACAAAUCAUGCAGACCUUGUGUCCCUUCACCAAGCCCUGGAAUUAGACUUCCUGUAAGAAGCUGGAGCAUAGGCGUGACUGCAGCUCCUACAAGCCCUCUCCAUCACUGAGGAGGCAGAAAUCUCUCAUGUUUGGGGACUCACUUUUCAGCUUGAUGAAGAAAACAUAGCUAAUGCAAAUUGUACAGUAGAAAGUGACACCAGGUCAUUUCCUCAGGAGCACAGGCCCUAUCAAGUACAAAGGUGUCAUAUAAAGAAGCACUGGACUCGUUGCUAGAGCUUGUCUGAAGAAGAGACUUACGAAAGCCAGCUGAAUUCUUCUAGCAGGUAGUCUCCAAAGGGGUAAUACAGUAGUGGAAGUGUUUGUAAGAGCCUUCUCCUUUCUAAUCAACUUAGUUAUAGAACACAAGUAAAUACAAAACCUUAUUUUUAUAGAAAAAUACUGUUGGCAGAGCUGAACCUCCCUUGUUUCACAAAGCCAAAAAGAGCUAUUGUUUUUUUCCAUGGGAAAUAUUAAUGAAAAUGUCAAAAAUACCUCUGUUGCUGUGAAAUGUGUCCUCUCUCCUUCCCUGGGUGUUCAAAGCAGUUAAUUUAUUACAAUUUCCUUAUGUUGUUUCCACAACAUGGGAUUACUGGAAAAUAGAGAAGGGAAUGUUUCUGGAAUAAGUAGUUCCUUGUAGAGGAAAGUACUGGGGUUCCUAGUUAUCCCAUUGGUUUCUAGUCAACAUGUGCACAUUGCACUUGGCCCCAAGCCCUACUUACAAGCUGGAGAUCAUCGAAUUUCACCUAUCCAUGACCUAGACUGUAGAUCCCACAGAUUUUCCCUCCACAGGAAAAGGAAACUGCCUGUGAACAUUACAUACAGUAGAGCACAAUUGCAGACAGUGCUCAGAUGUGAACUGUUGGCCCUGGAAUAAUCUGAGAGAGAACGAAAGCCUCAUGAAUAUUAUAAAGAAGGGUAUGGUAAUUAACCUCUGCUUUCCUGAUUCCAUUUGUGCGAGUGAGUUCCUUUAAGUAGAAUCAGGUUCAAUUUCCUUGUAUUCUUCUUUGCAUUAGCCUAACUACAUAGUUAGAAACAAUUAAAAGAAAACCCUUGUUAAGAGGAACUUAAUUUUCUAGGACACUGCGACUUGGCAGCCUGGAGCACACUGGCCAUAGGACUGAUGGUUACACUGAUUUUUCUGCUACCAUCUCAGAAAAAAAAGGCUGGAGUUGGUGACCCGCAGUAGCACUAGCCAGAAAUAGCCAGCCGGAGACUCGGGACUGGCGUGGGGAGCUUGAGCCAGGCUGGUUUGGUGCCAGGUCAGGCUUUGUUCAGUGGCAUCCGCCUCCUCCCUGUGCCCUAACAGCACCAAGUUAGCAGGUGCCUGAGGUUUCUGUGCAGAGGACAGAUGUCUUCUAAUCCCCACCAUGUGCCUCUGCUUUUCAUGCUGAGCCAAGCGCAGCUGCCCCCAAACCAUUCCAGACAUCUAGUCUCCGGCCCGGGGUCACCCAUGGGGGACUGGUCUGAAAGGGCCAGCAUUUUGCUCUGAGGAGGACACUGACGCCAGUUAGGCUAUGCCCGUAGAAGCAUGUGAUGUGUUUAUGCCAUUUUAUACUGUUAAUCGCUGAGGAAUAAUUCCCAUCAGUGCUGGGGGAUUUGCUGGCAGCUCUGGCAAAGACCUCGGGCCAGCGCAGCACAUGCUCUGGCACGGAAGAGUGACCGUUGUUACAUGAAUGUUGGUCCCUGUCCUGGUUCCCAUCACUACCAGUGAGAUGGUGCCUGGAGCAAGCGGUUUGGACCCCCAGAGCUAAUUGGCAGGACACAGAGGUCUUCGUAUUGACUGUUCAUGGCUUCAGUUCUGGUUUUGGGCAGAGAGGGAAAAAAAAAAAAAAGUAGUUUCUCUUUCUUGAAGAUGCUUACAGAGUCCUGGGAGCAGUCUGCUUCUCCAUCCAGCUCCUGUUAGCCUUGUGCUCUGAUCUCAGGCAGACGCUCUGUGUCUCCACAUUUCCCCCCAAAAAACCUCAGCUUCAGGAGCAUGCCCCGUAUAUAGAAACCGCUGUCUGUGAGCAGCAGAACAUCAUCUCCUGUUAGAAAAUUUGAGGAACCAAUUUCUGCGGACGGUGUUUCUGAACAGGUCAUUCCGGGGGAUUUCUUGUGGUUUCACUGAUAGCUGCAGCUCCGCUCGCAGCCUGCGGGCCCGGCAGUAGCCCCGGAGCAAUCUUGGAAUGCGCUUGGGUGAAUGGCGGUGGCAUUGAACUAAAGCACGAACUGGAGCCCGUUAGGCAAAUGAAAUGCAUGUUCUCCCAUGCAUCAUGUGUACAGGGUGGAGAGCUCAGGUACAGGUGUGCCAGGGCGUUGGGAGUCUGUGCAGGUGCGUGCUUGAAGGGUGUUUCACGACAGGCUGGGCCCCGUGCAGAGUGGAGGAGGAAAGAUGCCAGGGCUGCAGCUUCCUUACACCUAGAUCCAAAGUCUAGUUCAUUUGAGAUCCUCAUAAAGGCUAGUUACUGUGUCAGUCCCAGACAGUCUGGGAGGAAGUGAGCCAUGUGAAACCACAUUAGUUCUGUGGAUCUCAUACGUUAUCAGAAGAUCAGGACUUCUUUCAAGUCACAGAGGAGUCUGUGCUGGUUCCCAAACAACUCUCUGAGGGUCGCCAGCCCAUCCAGAGGUCUCCUGUAAGCCUUCUUGUGUGAUGUUUCGGCCUCUGCAACAGUCUCUUCAGAGCAAGUGUCUUGUACUCCAGCAAGCUUAACUUUGGGAUUUAAACCUGUGCCUUAACCUCCCACCAUCUGGCUUGGGCAAGUGUCUCCUUUGCGUCAUAAACUGUCCGAAGUAGCUUGCAGGGGAGAGCCUCGCUGGCCUGCGCUGGAGGUGGGAUGUGUUUUGCCCAGGUGCUCGCAGCAAGUGCUGGAACCGAGGUACCAAGCAGCCCGGCAGCCAGCAGGCUUUGCUUUGUGUUUGUUUACUUCAAAAUGUUUUAGGGAAAUUUUAAAAUGUCAGCAAAAUUUUAGCUGAGUGUGAAACUAUUGCAGCCAGUGACAUUUCAUACUGAUAUUUAUACGAUGUCUCCUUGAAUGUAUGUAAAAUACUUUUCUAAGAGGAGGUUGAUGGUACAUUUCUGUGUUUAUGUCAAAUAAAAGUUAACCUGACUAUUUUAUUUUUUUCCUCUGUUGGCUGACUUUAAGAAUUUCCCCGUCUCUGAGGUGUCAGGAACAGCAUCUUUAUGCAAGGAUUGAUUUGCUGCUUUGUCUCUUUGCUCUCCCGUCAUUUCCAAUCUGGCUGUAGUCGAACUGGUGAGGAAUCAGAAUAGCUGAAUAACAGACCAAGGCCUUCCCUAGCCUGCGGCGCUCACUCGCAGCCUGCCUGGGUGCUGCACAGGCAGCCUCUGCCCUCGCCUUGAGCUUCACUCUGCUUCGCUGCAGCCCCAUAGGUUUUAAGAUCUGAUCCAGUAAUGUUUGCUGCCUCCAAGAGUCCUGGUGAAAACGGCUAUGUUGGCCCUUGGACUGGAGCAUCACAGAAAGCAGAAGGUCCCACCCGAGCCCACAGCGGUGUAAUAACGUCACCGUCCGCGGCAGGAGAGAAGUGAACACGAGGGCAUUACUGGCUGUGGAUCCUUCGACUGUUUGUGUUCUGUGUAAUGGGAACUGUCCUAUGAACUGGAAAAAAAUAAAGUCUUUAUUUUCUGUA